Molecule: messenger RNA, 2541 nt
Organism: Ceutorhynchus assimilis (cabbage seed weevil)
Lineage: Eukaryota; Metazoa; Arthropoda; Insecta; Coleoptera; Curculionidae
Source: the annotation of a GenBank genome assembly
UUUCAUUUGAAUAUGAAUUUUCAUUUAAAAUAUAUCGUAGUUCUUGUUUGCGAAACGGUAUAGAAGAGAUACAAUAAAAUAAAAAUUAAAUUAAAAAAAAUGUCUGAACAAGAGAACAGUGAAAGAAUAAGGCUUUUACAACCUCAACAACCGGAAUAUGUUUUUGGGUCGAGUUUGUCAAGAAAAAGACGAAUUCGACAGUUUCAGUGUUGCGUAUGCUCAAUUCUAACAAUAGUUUUUUUGGCAGGGCUAGUCAUAACUGUAUCCUACACAAUCAAUUUGCCAUUAGAUGAUGCGACGAAUAACACUGAAAUUAAUAAUGAAACUUUACCAGACGAUAUGUUUUUGAAUCUUUUCGAUAAUAUCUCAUGGCCAUUGGCAGAUCGUUCAAUAACAAGGCAUUUUGAUAGGUCUACUAACUUGAGUCAUGCCAUGACACAAGGAAAGAUAUUAUUGGAAGAAAAAGAUGCAAUUGAAAAUAAUACACCAUCAUUAAAAAUUGAUAGUCCCAGUUAUAGACAUCAAAAAGUUUUAGGUACAAAUGAAAAAGCUAGAAAUAUUUCUAGGCAAGGUUAUCAGAUGGAAGGAGCUACACAGUUUAUCUAUAAGAACAGUAACAGUAUUGAGAAGCUUCCUAUUUGUUUUACAAACUUUACGGACAGUUUUUUAAUAGAAUUGUGUACUAACUCUACAUUUGAAUGUAACACAUUUCAUAAAUAUCGAUCAUACAAUGGAACCUGUAAUAAUUUGAAAAGACCUGUUACUUUUGGGGUUGCUUAUAGACCAUUUAUCAGGGCUGUUAAACCUGACUAUGCCGAUGGCAUAAGUGCGCCCAGAAUAUCCAAAAACGGAGGGCCUUUACCAACAGCUAGAGCAAUAAGUCUAGAAGUUCACAGGCCAUCUUACAGAGACGACUCAAAAUUUUCAGUAAUGCUGGCAGUUUGGGGCCAAUUUUUGGAUCACGAUAUAACUGCUACAGCUUUAAGUCAAAAACAAAAUGGCAGUAGCAUUUCCUGUUGUCAAAGCCAAGGAAUUUUAUCACCCGAAUGUUUUCCUGUACUCAUAGAAAAAGAUGACCCUUUUGCUCAGUAUAACGUCACUUGUAUGGAGUUUGUUAGAUCGGCUCCUUGCCCGACAUGUUGUUUGGGCCCUAGAGAACAAAUGAACCAAGCUUCAGCAUUUAUAGAUGGAUCAGUAAUCUAUGGAAAUGAUGAAAGUAAGGUUGUUUCCCUAAGAACCACGUCCAAAGGCUUGCUGAAGAUGUUUGUAACUGAUGAUGGUAGGACUUUGUUACCUAUGUCUGAUGAUAUGAGUGAUGGUUGUAACAGGGAAGAGGAAAAACGCAAAGGAAGAUAUUGUUUCUCUACAGGCGAUUUGAGGGCCAAUGAGAACCUACAUCUUACCAGUAUGCAUCUAAUAUGGGCCAGACAACAUAAUCUAAUAGCAAAUAAUAUUCUCCAAAUAAAUUCCCAUUGGGAUGAUGAAAUGGUAUUCCAAGAAACUAGAAAAAUUGUGGCGGCUCAAAUGCAGCAUAUUACUUAUAACGAGUUCUUACCCAUCCUUUUAGGAAAAAAAUUAAUGGAAAAGCACGACUUGCUUCCCAAAUCCAAGGAUUACUUUAAUAAGUACAAUGAAAGUGUCGAUCCAAGUAUCGCCAAUGAGUUUGCUACUGCAGCAUUUCGAUUUGCUCACACUAUUAUUCCAGGUUUAGUUAAAUUGCUAGGCCAAGACACAUCAAGCCCGGAAUUUAUACAAAUGCGUCAAAUGCUUUUUGAUCCUUUCAAAUUAUACCAAAAAGGACAACUAGAUGGAACUCUAAAAGGAGCUAUGAAUACCAGUAUCGAUGCUUCAGAUAGUUAUUUUUCCGAUGAACUAAAAUCACAUUUAUUUGAAAGACCUACAAAUGCUUUACCCAAGCUUUGUGGUUUGGAUUUGGUUUCUCUUAAUAUACAAAGAGGUCGUGAUCAUGGAUUAGCUGGUUACGUGUUCUGGAAAGAUCAUUGUGGCAUGAAUGGUACUAAGGCAUUCGAUGGCCUUAGUGGCAUAAUGGAACCGUCGUCCUUGAAAGAUAUUAAAGCUAUAUACAGAGAAGUCGACGAUAUUGAUUUAUACACUGGCGCCCUCAGUGAAAAACCAAUAAAAGGAAGCAUCCUUGGUCCAACCCUAACAUGUCUAAUAUUAGACCAAUUUACAAGAAUAAAAUAUGGUGAUAGGUUUUGGUAUGAAAACCCUCACAUAUUUACUUUGGAUCAAUUGAAAGAAAUUCGGAAAACAACUUUGGCAGAGGUCAUUUGUAACAACGCUGAUGAAUUAAACACAAUUCAGCCACGUGUUAUGGAAGGAUUUCGGAAAGGAAAUCAAAAUAUUCAAUGUGAAAAAAUUGCUUCUCCUGAUUUGUCAUUUUGGAAGGAAAAUUUCAAACAUUUAGGUAUCCCUUCACAGCAACUGAGUGUUGAUAUUAUUAAUUAAUUGUAUUAAUUAUGUUAUGUAUAUUUAGAUUUAUUGGCACCAUUCAAAAAAAAAGUAUUUUGUCAUAGAGAU